AUGGCCAAGGCCUGUGCGGUUGCCGGGAGGCCCGCCAUCCUCGAGCGCAUCACCCAAUGGGAAGGUGUGGUCAACACCCUGAAGGCAGCCAUUGCGGUUGCGACCUGGGACGACCCACAGGUGCUCUUGCGAGAGAUGGAAGGAUGCCGCCUACCCCUGGCGAAUAUCGUCGAGCCGAUGCUGGGUGGUGGCAAUGCUGAAGGGGCAUACGACACGCUCGCGGAGGUCUACAAGAACACGCCCGAUGGGUUUUUGGCCAUGUGCCCCUACCCGCCGGGAGGCGAGGUCGACCUGCUGAUCGUAUCAGACUCAUCUCUUGCUCUGGCCAUCGAUGACAUCGAGUCCACCAAUCGUGCACAUGGUCGCCCGGUUUUGCCGGUGUUGGUCAUCGCCGUCGCUGAUUGCCACCUUGCCUACCUCAAGCUCAUCAGCGUCGACGAUCACUUGAGAACACUCCCAAGAAUCGACGAUCUCCAGGAGCAGAAGAACUACCCGAACCUCACCAUCCUCAAGGCCGCGUACCAGCUUGAAAUCGAUUCGAAUGUAUCCUCCCCAAAAGAUCUUCCUCAGCGACCUGAUCCUGAGAAGCUCAUGUUGGAUGCAGACAUCGAGAUUUUCAACUGGGUGCUUCAAGCUGAGGAGAGCGCCACAGCCUCUGCCGACUGGGAGGUCGAGUCCUGGAUGCGAGACAUUCCUGAAGAGGACCAGGCAUUGGAACCCAUGCGCAAUGACAACGCUGAUUCGGACGAUGAGGCUGUCAAAGUUCAGGCCCUCACUAUGGAUGAUCGAAUUUUGGCGAGGCGAAAAGGCCUAUCAGAGGAGCACGACCAAGAAUGGCAAGAUGCCACCUAUGCGGCCGAGGAUGAAGACGAGGACUUCAAAGGGUGGGACCUCAUUGAGGAUGACAAAUGCCCGCCGGGAGUCGUGGCCAGUGACCCAGUACAUGAAGAGGAAAAGGAGCUGGACCUUGACGACCUCGAGACGGUGGCUUCGGUGGAGAUUGUCGAUGAAGAGGAGUUCCAUGACGCUGAGGAGGGGCAGGCCGAGCCGAUCGAUGAUGAUGACGAUGAUGACAUGGCCGUGAUCGACAAGGUCUCUUCUAUGCAGGCCUCGAAGUCUGAUGCACGGGGGGACCCGGAGCCCAUGGAUGUUGAUGAUCAGGGCAACAAGAUGGUCCAGAGUACGGCAUCAGCGAAGACCUGGAAGACGGAGAUGGCCCAGAGCUCGUCAUCGGCAAAGACGUGGAAGACUGAGAUGGCUCAGAGCACCUCAUCUGCAAAGACAUGGCGAACGGACACAACUGCAGCUGCGUCGGCGGGAGCCACGCCUCCUGACCCGACUUCCAAGCUCAAGCCCAAGAAGAAGGCCAUGCCAAAGAGAUUGAAGGUUGUGGAUGAGGGACAUGGGCCAAGUGCUGAGCAGUUUGACACGUCGAAAUUUGCCACAGCACAGGAUCUGGUUUGGAUUGAGCCGGACAACAUGGCAGGAGUUCCUGUGCGCAAGGUGGACUACGGAAGGACUGAUUUGUCAAUGGACUUCAAGGCAUUGGUGAGGCAUCUCCAAGGUGAACGGCUUGUCGUCCGGAAAGCUCAGGUGGACGCCAGUGAGGAUCAGGGCCAUUCAGGGUCAUCGGCCUUUCUCGUGGAGCAAGGGGGGAUGUCAAGCAUGAUCAAAACGAUGUUCACUUUUGAUGAGAACUUCGACCAGACCAAGAUUGACGACCCAUCGGUCCACCCCGCUUUCUCCGCGAUGCCGGAAGGAAGUCCUCAAGAGGCCAAGGCCGAGUUUGAUCCGACGGAUGUUCUCAUGAGCCGCAUGGAGAUGUUGAUGGAAAAUGCCCAGUUGAACUUUGAAGGCAUCAAAGAGCGCAUUGAGUUUGGCAAGCUCCUCCCCUUUUCCAGGCGUGAAGACAUUGAGGUCGAAAAGAGCACUGCCACCCGGGAGGGUGAGCCGGCAUCAGGUUCUCAGCUGGUGUCCGGCUACACCGUUGGAAAGAUGGCCGCCAUGACAAGCACGGAUGCAUGUGGCUUCCAACGUCGUGGACGGAAUGGACCCGGUGGUGGAAAUUGGAGCCGAGGGCAAGGUCGACACGGAUUUGAGUUGCAAUUCAAGGACAUCUCCUACAACCAGAUCCAAGACACGCCUCAGGUACGCUGUAGCCAUCCGAUCUGCGGAUAUCUGAUGAUGGAUGGGCAUUUGAAAUGCCCGCGCUGCUUCCGGCAGAUGGAACCCGUGACCGAUGCCAACAUCGCCACGGAAGUUGCCCGCCGGGAGGCAGCCGGAGAAGGGAUCAUCGUCUUCUUCGACAGCCGUCCGGACCAGAAGCACCUAUGGACCUAUGGCAACUUGAGAGACAUGGCCAAAAACUACGUCAGAUCUUUCAAGAAAAGGGGCUUCAAGGACCUUGUUGACCGACUCGUCCGCGACCCGUUCUUUCAGUUCAAUGCGGCGAAUCAAAACUUGGUGCCGGAGGCCUUGCUCUUCAUUGAGCGUUUGGCUGGCUGCGUGAGCCCGACCAUUGAGCGCACCAAAGCUCAGGUUCUUGGCGAAAAGCUUGAGAUGGCCACCAAGUUGAUCUUUGUGCCAUCGUCGGAGCGGGAGCCCGACCAACCCUUGGAUCUUCACACCGAGGUGUUUGUGUCGCAUCGGGGCGUCUUUCUCGACAUUGGCCAAUUCGCAGUCUAUGUGGCGAAGUUCAUCAAGCCAAGGCAAAGGCCUCUACCCAUUGUUUAUGGAUGGGGCAAUCGUGACUUUGUGCCUGAUGCUUCAGAUGCCAAGGAGAUCGCGAAGGAAUUGGUGGAGUUCAGCAAGCUGCAAUGGUCGAACUUUGCCUCCCAACAGACGCACAAGGAAUCUGAAACCACCGGCGACGACCGGGAGGUCAGUCUUCCUCAUGCAAGUGCAGCCAUCAGCCGACCUGAACAUGAACGACCCCAUCACGAGCAAUUUGAGCCAAAUCUUGGCAAGCCUGCUCGCGGCGGUCCUUACGGCCAGGGCGGUGGUGGAAAAGGUCAUCACAAAGGUGGAGGACAGACCAAAGGAAAGGGACAGCAGAAGGGGAAGGGCAAGCAAGGCCGAAGCCCACCGGGAGGUGUGGCCUACGGUGACUUUGAAGGAGAUUCCUACUGGGUUCAGGGCUACCGCUACACGUGGUACUGGAAUCAACAGCGAGGCCGUGCCGUGUGCAACCUC
Molecule: messenger RNA, 3192 nt
Organism: Cladocopium goreaui
Lineage: Eukaryota; Dinophyceae; Suessiales; Symbiodiniaceae
Source: the annotation of a GenBank genome assembly